UAUUUUUAAUUGUUGUAUAAAACAAUGCCCGGAUGUUAGUCGUCAUCAUUCUUCUGCAGACCUGACGACACUGAGGUUUCCCGAUUGUUCUGAAAGGAAUUUUCCGGAAAACUAUGUUGUUGAAUAACUAUUUCUAUUUUAUUCAAGCGUUUUUCUUGUACGGUGUUAAACAUUGCUUUACUAUCAGUGAUGAAUCUAAAACUGUACCGGCGGAGAAAUUUCAAGGAAUAACUCCUUCAUUUGAUACAUCGGAAACACUACCACCACACGAUGAAAAUAUGGAAGUAUCUCCGGUCGAAGGUUCACUUAGUACAUUGCCAACAGGAAUGGUGAUAGGAUUAUGGCCAACUGGAAACACACUGGAGACAGUACCAACUGGAAACACACUGGAUAUAUUGCCAACUGGGGAUACACUGAGAACAUUGCCAACCGGGGAUACAAUGGUGACAGUGCAAACUGGGGAUACACUGCGGACAUUGCCAACAGGAAACACACUCGGGACACUGUCAACGGGGAAUAUACUGGGGACAUUUCCAACUGAAGGUACACUUGGUUCAACUAGAAGAACACAAGGCACAUUACCAGAGAACAUAGAAAUGACACCGAAGUCCAUUCCGACUGGAGGAACAACACUUGGAUUAUUACUAACUGGAGUAACUUCGGCAACAAAACCAACAAGAUAUAAUACAGAUGAUUUAUCUCCCGGAAAAUCAACUAAGACGAUGUCGACUAUACAACAGCUUUCCACACCAAGUUUAACAGAAAAUAUUGAACAAUCGACAUCAGAUUUUUCUUUUACUUUACCUCCUUUACCUCCUUUACCUUCUUUUACUUUACCUCCUCGGCCUGUUGAUAAUAUAUUUGUCCCUGACUUUGAUCUAACCUUUUCUAAUUUGUCAGAUAUUCUUAAAGAGAAUGGCGAUCUGAUCGAGUCGUACGCUAUUGAGUUAAAUUCACUUUGUCCGCACAAUUCAUUUAUUUGCAAUAACAAGAUUACCAGCUUGGCAACAUCAACCUCAAUCUCAAACUGUUGUGUGAGCUGUUCGUGUUCCGACUACUGUCAAUUAGAGAACACGUGCUGUCCUUCAAAGACGAGUGAAAUUGCUCGGUAUGAAAAUUCUACAUAUUUUACAUCCUUAUUUUGUCAAUCAACUUAUAAAUUACUGACGGAAGACACAGCGUUUCAGUUGUAUCUCAAGAGAUAUAAACAUUACAAUGGUUAUUAUUUCGUGAGUUCAUGUCCGGCUUCGGCUUCCGAGGACAAUAGGUUUCUUUGUGAAGAUAUGACCACAUCAGACGUGUACUCCGUCAUAGACAGUGUUCCCGUGACGGACAUUUAUACAAAUGUACAUUUUGCAAACGGGUUUUGUGCCGCGUGCCAUAAUAUUGCUCAGGAGCGUACUCGACCAUGGGAUAUUGCAGUUAGUUGCUUGAAUGAUGACACUGUUUUGGAAGAUGAUAUAGAAAAUUUUGUGAGACGAACUCCUGACUGUUUCAUAAGAUAUGUACCUCCAGAGGGUGUAUCAAAUUCAACCCUUGUUUUCUGUCAGCCUGUCAUAGGUAGAUGUAACACUUCCGGUACAUGGAAAACUUACGACGCAAAGGUCGAGUCGUUGUGCCACGACGCGAGGCUGGAGCAAAUUUACAUUGUCAACAUAGAUUUUGUAGAAUACUCUUUCAAGAAUGUUUUCUGUGCUAUCUGUAAUGGUAGAGAUGCUGAUCAUAUAAAUAACUGUAUGCCUGUAAUCGUUGGACCACUCAAUCCUACAGACCUUCACGCACUUCUUACCUUCAGUGGAGAAAACGUCGCCGGGAUGGGCUUUAACAAGAAAUAUUGUCCCGUUGGAACGGUUUAUAUACCAGUCCUGGAAUCAUGUAAGAGUGUACACUGCACGUCUCCAUAUGUGGUCGAUAUUCUACGUAACACGUGCGUUCUACGGUCGUUGGUAUCUCAAUCUGUAAGUGUACACAUACCUAUCUUGGUCAGUCUAAACCAAAGUAUUCCGCUCUUCAAUUAUGGAGAGUUACAUAAUGACGUCACCAGUAUACUAGCUGCUCUGUAUACGACGUCAUGUAUAAGUGACGUCUUUUUUGUCGAUGAAUUAGACACUACCUACACACCUGACAUGACCAGUGAUUCGCUCCUAACUACACGCGUGCAAGCUCUUUAUAUUUCUUUGCACGUGAUAGAAUCCACGCCACAUCUCAACUACGAUGAAUAUGUAGCAACCGUCAAUACAGAACACAAUCAAGUCAUCCAUGAUUUAAAUGUUUUGAUGAAAUUUAGCUACCGCCAGCUACCGCCAGCUGGAUCCAUUAUAUGUAAAUCGGCAAACCUAUAUCGACAGUGA
This is a messenger RNA of Ruditapes philippinarum (Manila clam), 2351 nucleotides long. RefSeq lists its product as uncharacterized. The record is from RefSeq and is a predicted model, not a curated record. The transcript is spliced from 4 exons. The coding region runs from base 114 to 2351 and encodes 745 amino acids. NCBI's taxonomy places the organism in Eukaryota, Metazoa, Mollusca, Bivalvia, Venerida, Veneridae.